AUGAGUUUCCCUGUCGGUAUAGAUUUUGGUAAUAUGCAUUCUGUCAUUGCAGUUGCAAGAAAUAAUGGUGUAGAUGUAUUGAUCAACGACGUCUCAAACCGUAGUACACCUUCAAUUGUGGGGUUUGGAGAAAAACAAAGAUAUAUUGGUGAAGAUGGUAAGACUAAGCAGAUUUCUAACGUAUUGAAUACCGUGGAUAAUUUGCAAACAUUACUUGCUUUAAGAUUUAAUACUCCAGAUUUCGAUCGUGAGAAAAAGUACAUGAAUGAAACACUUAUUAAGUUUCCUAAUGAUUUUGUAGGUGUAGAAGUGAAUUAUGCAGGGAGAUUACAACAAUUUUCAUCAACUCAAUUGGUUGCUACGUAUUUAAAUCAUUUGAAAAUAAUGGCCUUAAAUGAUAUAAAAUCAGAGAUUAAGGAUGUUUGCAUUUCCAUUCCAGUAUGGUAUAACGAAGAAAGAAGAGUAGCCUUAAUGGAUGCAUGUAAGAUUGCAGGAUUAGCUGAGGUUACGUUGGUUGAUUGCUUAACAGCUGCCGCUGUGUUUUAUGGGUUGACAAAGCCAGAUCUACCUGAAUUGAAACAAAAGGCAAAAGUUGUCGGUUUCGUUGAUAGUGGUCACACUACAACAAGUUUUGCGAUAGCUUCCUUCCAUCAGGGUAAGGUGAAGAUUUUGAGUUCGGAUUUCGUAAAAGGUUUAGGAGGUAGAGAUUUUGAUAGAGCUAUUACUGAAUAUGUAGCGGACCUCUUUAUCGAAAAAUAUAAAAUUGACAUAAGACAAAAUAAAAAGGCCUACUUCAGAGUAAUGACUCAAGCAGAAAAAUUGAAAAAGGUUUUAUCAGUCAACAAAUCAGGACAAUUAAAUAUUGAAUGUCUGAUGAAUGACAUUGAUGUCAGCACGGAGUUAACAAGGGAGAAAUUCGAAGAACUGAUCACACCAAUUGUGGUCAAAAAGUUGGAGCAAUGCAUUGCUUUAACUUUCAAAAGAGCCCGUGUAGAAAGUUUAGAUUCUAUUGAAUUAUUAGGUGGUAGUACUCGUAUUCCACUUGUCAAAAACUUGAUUGAAGAAAGAACCGGGAUUAAGCUAUCUUCUACAUUAAAUCAAGAUGAAGCUGCCGUCAAAGGUGCUGCAUUGAUUGCGGCCAAAUAUUCAUCCACAAUAGCUUUAAAGCCAAUUAAGUUUAAAAAUGUUUUAGCCCAAAAUAUAUCUCUUUAUUGGGAUAAACCUGUCCCUGGAAGACAUAAUUCUGUGGAGUUGUUCUCUAAAGUUACACAUUAUCCCGUUAUUAAAUCUAUUUUCAUCGAGGUAUCUUCUGAUUUUAUACUUGCAGCCCAUAAUGGGAAAAGGCAUAAUGUGAAGGAAAGUAUUUCAGAGAUUAAUCAUAAUUUACUGGGAUCGUGGAAAAUCAGUGGUAUUGAUCCAAAAAAACAUAUGGCUAAAAAAUCCGAAAAGAUUCAUGUGGAGUUAAUUGUGUCAUGUGAUGUUUCUAAAUUUGUCCAUGUCGAAGAUGUCUAUGUAACUGUAAAGGAUUCCAGUAAAUCUGAUGGUAAAGAAAACGGUCUCCCCAAUUAUAGGAGAAUCGAGCAUUUAAAUGUCGAAACAUUGCCGAUUUCUCCUAACCAUGCCAACCUUACCAAAUGGUCUCAACUUGAAACAGUAAUGGUUAAACAAGACCAGCUAGUAAAAGACACUGAAGAAACAAAGAAUGAACUUGAAUCAUCGAUAUAUUCUUUGCGUUCAAAAGUUGAAGGUGUAUAUUCUGAUCUUCUAGAUUCUAAAGAAAAACAAUAUAUCUUAAAGUUGGUCGAUAACACAGAAAACUGGCUAUAUGAUGACGGUGAAGAUGCGACAAUAGAAGAAUAUAACUCAAAAUACCAAAAAAUUAAGCAGAUUAUGAACGAAAUAAACACAAGGCAAUGA
Messenger RNA from Maudiozyma barnettii, 1917 nucleotides. RefSeq lists its product as uncharacterized. Gene Ontology annotation, biological process: protein folding. Gene Ontology annotation, cellular component: cytosol; nucleus. The coding region runs from base 1 to 1917 and encodes 638 amino acids. The transcript has a single exon. Gene Ontology annotation, molecular function: ATP binding; ATP-dependent protein folding chaperone. NCBI's taxonomy places the organism in Eukaryota, Fungi, Ascomycota, Saccharomycetes, Saccharomycetales, Saccharomycetaceae. The record is from RefSeq and is a predicted model, not a curated record.